Messenger RNA from Necator americanus (New World hookworm), 264 nucleotides. RefSeq lists its product as uncharacterized. Bases 1 to 264 code for a protein of 87 amino acids. The record is from RefSeq and is a predicted model, not a curated record. NCBI's taxonomy places the organism in Eukaryota, Metazoa, Nematoda, Chromadorea, Rhabditida, Ancylostomatidae. The transcript has 2 exons.
AUGUAUGAACUAUAUAUCUUGCACAGUGAAAUGGCAGAGGUUAUCCAGACAUUCCUUAGACAAGUGUUUUCCUUCAGCGUAAAGAGAGCAUGGGACCUUGGUAACAAAACUCUGUUCCGUGGCGCUGAACUUCCGGAUCUGAAGCUACAAGCGAUGUACUUCAAAACAGAUGGAUGUCCUAUUGAAGCGACAGCAGAUAUGCACUUUUGUGCUGCUCAGGGCAGAGAUCACACGGAGGUGCGUUUAAAAAUGAUGCUUUGGUAA